Molecule: messenger RNA, 3012 nt
Organism: Paramecium tetraurelia
Lineage: Eukaryota; Ciliophora; Oligohymenophorea; Peniculida; Parameciidae
Exons: 3
Source: RefSeq, a predicted model, not a curated record
AUGGAAGCAAGAAAUCAUCACAACCAAAAGACAACGCAGCCAUCCAUACACACAAAACACUCUAGCAAAUAAUAUUCUAUCAAAUCUGAAAACAGAAUCAAAACAUCUCAAACUGAUCUUCCUAAAUAAAUUGACACUUAAAAAAUAAUGAGUGAUUUUUAUGAUUAAUGCAAAAAAAGACAAAGUAAGUUACUAUAUCCCUAUGAAGGAACCCAAAAUUUCAUACACCAAAGAAAUAAGUCUUAGUAAUUGCAAAAUGAUUCUUUGUUGCAAUCCAUUGAUAGUUGUCCCUCCUUCAGAAAUUAAAUAAGGACAACCCACAACUCCCCACCCAAUAAGUACCUCUUAUUCAACACUUGCGAGAAGAUUUUAAAUCAAAAAAGCAAUGGAUCUAAACGCAUCUAAACCAAAUAGGCAGAAAAACUGUUUAUGCAAUAAAUAAAUUAAAAUAAUAGAGCAGAAUUAUUAAUAAAAAUAGAGCAUUAUAUAAGAGAUUUUUUCACUGAAGAGUGUAGAGAAAUGGCUAAUUUAUUUGAUACUUUUAUGAGAGAACUAAAUUAUUAAAUAUAAGAUUAAAAAUAUUAAUUAACCUUACAAGAAAAACAAUUAGAAAUUUAGAAAAUAGAUGAAAUCAUUAGAAUGAACAAUAAUCAUGUAUGGGCACACGAAGAUAUGGAAAAAUAAUUGCUUUCCUUAAAAUCCUAAAAUAUGGAUCAAUCAACAUUAAUUAAGAAAAAUGAGAACGAUGUCAAAGACUUGCAAGCCAAAAUAAGUCAAUAAAAACAUUUACUUGAAUAAAAACAAAAUGAAAUCCUGAUCAAAAACAGGAAAAUUAAAGAAUUGGGAUAUGAAGUACUAUAAUUACAAAGAAAACUUGAUUACUUAGAAAAUAAGGCCCUAAAAGAUAACAGAUCAUCAAUCUAAUAAGUCAGAUAUUCUAUGUUUCAAAGCUAAUAAAUUGGAUCCAAUUCAAAUCUCAGUCAACAAGGCAACAAUACCUCUAAUAAGGAAAACAAGUUCACUCCAUUAAUCGAAGAGCAACAAGAGGAUUCCUCUGUUUCAAUCACGGAGUAAGAAGAUGAAGAAGAAAAAGAGUUAAAUUAAAUUGAAUUUAAUACUGAAAGAAUUGUUGAAACCAGAGAAAAAGAAUCAUAAGUCGGACCAGAUCUAAUUAUUAAUUAUACACCAAUGAAAGAAGUUUAAACCCAAUUAAAUUUGACAGAUAAAAAAUUUGAUGAUUUGACCUAAGAUAUUUGUGAAUAAGCCAUCAAUUUUAUUGAUUUUUUAAACAUUUCUAAAGAUAAAACCGAAACUGAUUUAUCUUAAGUAAAUAUUUCAUUUAUGAACAUCAACACUGUUGAUAAAUUAAGUGAGGAAGAUAUCAUCAAAUUUGUUGAUCAACAGGUUUCUCAAUAUGGAAUUCCAUAAAGCACAUCCUCUCUUGUGAAGUAGCCUUCCAUGAGGGCAAAUAUGAAACGAGCUUCUAUUAUUUUAGACAAAUAACCACCUUAAACUUAAUAAACAUCCAUCAAUAAUUCUAAAGUUAAGUCUAUGAUUACAUUUAUCAAAUUUUAAGGAAUUAAAUUAUUACAAUUAGAAAACAAUCUUAAAGAAAGCAAUUCCACAACAGAAGAAUUAAAAAAGGUUAAUGAUAAUUUGGUGAUCUAAAAUAAAGAGCUCAAAGAUCAGAACUCUAAACUGAUUGAGUAAAUAGCUGGUCUCCAUGUUAAAGUAUCAGAUUUGGAAAAUUAAAUUAUGUCCGAUGCUAUGGAUCUCAAUUAAGUGCUUUAAUAAUAGGAGAAGAAACCAUAGAACUAAAAAGUUAACACAUUAGCUUAAAGGAAAAAUAAAAAGGCAGCACCUUAAUUGGGGUAAAAGGUGACAAUCAGCUAUGACUUUUAGAAAAAUUAGUCAAAAUUGCUUAUUGAAAAAAUAAAAUCUAAGUCGAUGGGGAAAUUUAGUAAUUUCUUACCUCUUAAACUUGUACUCAAAAUGAUAAGUACAUUCUAUUUUGAAAAAAUAACGAAUUAAAAAGAAAAUAAACUACUGAGAGAUUAAGAUAUGUCAGCAUACAUUUAUAAUUACUAUUUACAGCAAUUUGGAUAUACCAAAGUUACUGAAUAGAGAUUCAUGAUUUUAGUUUUAUCAGUGAAGAAAUAUAUACAAAUUGUAAGAGUUAAUAUGUUUGCUAAAUUUAUGAAUUUAUUAGAGGAGAAAUCAAACUAUAGAGUUGAAGAACUAUAAAGAUACUUAGAGGCAUUAGAAUACGUGUAGAAUAUUUAAAAUCUUGGGAUUACGAUUAAAGACAAUGAGUCGGAAUAAAAGCAUUAUAUUCCAUAUGUGAGAGCUCUAGCAUAUUUGGGAUAAUUAUAAAAUUUUAAUUUCACUUAGGAGGAGUUAAAUUAUUUAAAAUAGGAUUUGGAAAAUUAAAAAGAAAAUGAUCCAAAAAAUAUCAACAAAGCAGGAAUUGUUGAUUUUGAUCUACUUAUGAUUAGAGUAUUAACCAUAUUUAGAAAUAAUGUUGAAAAAACUAAAUUGUAUGUAAUUAAUGCAUUUGCGGCAUGUGAUCUUGAUGGGAAUGGUAUGUGUAAUUUGGAUGAAUGGCUGCUUUUGAUUAGACAUAUUGAACCAGACAAAUUUGAAGAAGAUAAAUUUGUAGACAUUUUUGAAGAAUAUGCUGACUUAUUAGAGGAUGAUGAAAAAAAUCUUUCUUUUGACAGAUUCUCUAUAUUAUGUAUGGAACAUGAAUUAUUUAGUGAUGCCUAAUAAAAUAAGUUUCUUAAAGUUAAAAAUAAUGCUGAUGCUGAGUAAAAGUUUGAGUAGUUAAAAGAGAAUUGGAUAUAAGUGUAUACUGAAUAGAUAAAGAGAUUAAAUGAGCUCAAAAUGGAAGAAAUUGACAAACAAAAGUGGCAAAAAAUCCUCAGUGUUUUGGACAGAAAAAUAGCUUAAGAACACAAUAGUAAAAAGCCACUUCUUAUAGCCUUUAAAAUCUUUCUAGAUGAGUCUAAAUGA